This is a messenger RNA of Phanerochaete carnosa HHB-10118-sp, 1701 nucleotides long. RefSeq lists its product as uncharacterized. The transcript is spliced from 8 exons. Bases 40 to 1236 code for a protein of 398 amino acids. The record is from RefSeq and is a predicted model, not a curated record. NCBI's taxonomy places the organism in Eukaryota, Fungi, Basidiomycota, Agaricomycetes, Polyporales, Phanerochaetaceae.
CUCAAACUCCUUCAGACCACCUCUAAAUCAUCCUCCACGAUGGCCGAUGCGACCAAACCUGAGGAGACCAAGGAGGUGAAGGAGACUCCCCGCUCGACCGCGGAGGCAGACUUCACAAAAUACAAGAUUGCUGCAGAAAUCGUCAACACGACGAUGAAGAAGCUCGUCGAGCUUUCCGUCGAGGGCGCGAAGAUCCUUGACAUCUGCACUGAGGGCGACAAGCUCAUCGAACAGGGAACCGGCGCCGUGUACAACAAGGCGGUCAAGGGUGUCAAAGUCCCCAAGGGCCUCGCUUUUCCGACCUGCAUCUCCGUGAACAACUGCGUCGCCCACUUCUCUCCACUCGCCUCGGAUCCGCUGUCGGAGCAGAUACUCGCCAAGGACGAUGUCGUGAAGCUGCAUGUCGGCGCACACAUUGACGGCUUCGCCGCCGUAAGCGCCGAGACCCUCGUUGUCGGCGCGUCCGCGGACGAGCCUGUUACAGGCCGGAAAGCAGACGUCAUCAAGGCGGCGUAUCUUGCGGCCGAGGCCGCGAUGCGCCAGGUACGCGUCGGUAACAAGAACUGGACCGUCACCGAUACCGUCGCCAAGGUCACGGCGGCGUUCGACUGCAAGCCCGUUGAGGGCAUGCUCUCGUGCCAACAGACCCAGAAUAUCAUCGAUGGCAAAAAGCGCAUUAUCCUCAACCCAUCGGAGUCACAGAAGCGGGAGUUUGAGGCUGUCACUUUCGCAGAGAACGAGGUGUGGGGUAUCGAUAUCCUCGUCUCGUCAGGAGAGGAUGGCAAGGCGCGUGCUGAGGACUCGAAGACUACCAUCUACCAAAAGGACUCGACUGUCACCUACCAGCUGAAGAUGAAGACAUCGCGACUGAUAUUCUCCGAGGUUCAAAAGAAGGCUGGCGCAUUCCCCUUCAAUGUUCGCGUACUCGAGGAUGAGAAGAAGGCGCGGUUGGGUCUCCAGGAGGCCGUCCAGCACGCUCUCGUUAAGCCUUACGACGUCACCUACACACCAGUAGGCACUUUCGUGGCUGCUUUCCACUUCACCGUUGCCCUCCUCCCUGCCGGCCCUGCCCUGAUCACUACUCCACCAGUAUGGUAUAAGCCCGAGCUCGUCAAGUCGGAGAAGGAGCUCGAGGACGUCGAGCUUAAAGAGCUCAUUGCCAAGCCCCUCCGUGAAAACAAGAAGGCCGCAAAGAAGGCCGCGAAGAAAGCUGAGGGCGCGGAAGAGAAGGAGUAGCUUUCUACUUGAGGCUUAAAACAAUAAUGUAGCAUGUUUAUACACGUACGUCAUGUAGCGAACUCUCGGCACAGACCCUCUUGCUGUGUCCCACGACCGGUGUAGCAAACCUCGCAUCCAUCGAUAUUCGCUGAUGUACAGCAGCUUCUCUCUUGAACCACCAUCAUGUAUCGAUACAAUUUACGCCUGCCUUUUGCUCGCUCGUUUGUUCCCUAUGACUGAUCGCGUUCUGCCUCCUCGCCAAAUUCGCCUAUUGUCCGCACUACAAGAUCGACGUUCUCGAGAUAAGCGUUCACCACCAGCCGGGCGAGGCGCACCGUCAACGUCUUGAACGUCGCGACAAGGACGUCACCCUCGACGGCAAGCGUCCGUUUGACCACUUGUGGCUGCAGCUCUCUGUCCACUUCAAUCACCUGCCUCGCGAUGGAAGCAUGCUUGGGCGACGCGAAGGGCACACGCACGGUG